CAUAUGACACCAAGCCCAUCAAACCGCACGCACAUACGCUCUGAGAUACAGCUGCAGACUGAGAGAACAACUCACAGACCUGUAAGAUGUCAGGUAUUGCAGCUAAGCUUCAGCACAACCGGGAGAAAUCUCAGGGAAUUGGAUCCAACUCUCAUGCAGUGAAAUACCUGAACCAGGACUUCCAGGAACUGAGGAGAAGCUGUGUGGAGAGAAGGCAGCUUUUUGAGGAUGACUACUUUGAUGCUGUGCCUACAUCCUUAGGCUUCAACGAACUUGGACCAAGUUCCUAUAAAGUUCGUGGCAUCACCUGGAAGAGACCUGCGGAAUUGUGCUCCAAUCCAAAAUUCAUAGUUGAAAAUGCUACUAGGACUGAUAUUUGUCAAGGAGCACUUGGUGACUGCUGGCUCCUGGCAGCUAUCGCCUCCUUGACACUCAACAAACAGGUUUUGCACCGUGUUGUACCCCACAACCAAAGCUUUGAGGAAAACUAUGCGGGAAUCUUCCACUUUGAGUUCUGGCAGUUUGGUGAGUGGGUGGAUGUGGUGGUUGAUGAUCGUUUGCCCACCAAAGAUGGAAAACUGCUGUUCGUUCACUCAGAGGUUGGAUCGGAGUUCUGGAGCGCUCUGCUGGAGAAGGCUUACGCUAAGCUGAACGGAUGCUACGAGGCCCUUUCUGGGGGCAGCACCACCGAGGGCUUCGAGGACUUCACUGGUGGAAUUGCUGAGAGGCAUGACCUGAACAAGGCAGACCGCCAUCUUUUCAAAAUCAUGAAGAAGGCCUUGGCCAGAGGCUCUCUUCUUGGAUGCUCCAUCAAUAUCACCAGUUCGGCUGAUUCAGAGGCCGUCACAAGUCGCAAGCUGGUGAAGGGCCAUGCUUACUCUGUGACCGGGGCAGAGCAGGUAGAGUACAAAGGAGGAAUGGUGCAGCUGGUCAGGAUUAGAAACCCCUGGGGUCAGGUGGAGUGGAAUGGAGCCUGGAGUGACAGUUCCUACGAGUGGAGAAAUGUGAGCAACGCUGAUCGCCAGAGGUUGACCAACCGCAGAGAGGACGGAGAGUUCUGGAUGUCUUUUUCUGACUUCCUGCAUCAGUAUUCCAGCCUGGAGAUCUGCAACCUCACCCCAGACGCCCUCACAGACGAGUACACAAAAUGGAAGGAGGUAGAGUUUGAGGAAUCAUGGAGACGGGAUGUGUCGGCUGGAGGAUGCGCAAACUAUCCAAAUACUUUCUGGAUGAAUCCUCAGUUUGUUAUAAAGCUGGAUGAGGUGGAUGAUGAACUUGACGAUGAUGAGGAGGGCUGCACCGUCAUUGUGGGCUUGAUGCAGAAGAAUAAGCGUCGUCAGAGGAAAAUGGGGGAGGAUUUGGAGACCGUUGGCUUUGCAGUUUAUGAGCUGCCUGAGGAGUUCUCUGGAAAAAGACAGGUACACCUGAAGAAGAGAUUCUUCCAGCAAAACCGUUCAGCAGCACGCUCCAAGACCUUCAUCAACCUGCGGGAAGUGUGCAACCGCAUCAGCCUUCCCCCAGGAGAGUAUCUCAUCAUUCCCUCCACCUUUGAGCCCAACAAGAAUGGCGACUUUUAUGUGCGGGUGUUCUCUGAGAAAGAUGCAGAUUUCCAUGAGAUUGAUGAUCCUGUGGAGUGCCACGUCGAGAAGAUUGAUAUUGAUGAAGACGACAUCAGCGACAGAUUCAAGAGGCUGUUCGGACAUCUUGCUGGACAUGAUGUGGAGAUUUCUGCAUUUGAACUGCUUCGAAUCCUCAACAGAGUGGUUACACAGCGAGAGGACAUCAAAACCAACGGGUUUAGUCUGCCGACCUGCCGCAACAUGAUCAACCUGCUGGAUGAAGAUGGAAGUGGCAAACUGGGACUGGUAGAAUUUAAGAUCCUGUGGACAAAGAUCGAGAAGUUCUUGGAUCUGUACAAAAAGAGAGAUGCAGACCGAAGCGGCUGCAUGAGCUCCACUGAGAUGCGGAUGGCUGUGGAAGAAGCUGGUUUCCUGCUCAACAAUCCUCUGCAUCAAAUCAUCGUCGCUCGCUACAGUGACUCCAACCUCACCAUUGACUUUGACAGCUUUGUCAGCUGCCUAAUUCGCUUGGAGUUGCUCUUCGACACGUUCAAGACAUUGGACAAGGAUGGGGAUGGCGAAAUAGAGGUGAAACUAAUGGAGUGGCUGAAUCUGACGUUGGUGUAGAGGAGCUCUGAACGCCGACGCACACAAAUGUGUGUUGAGGAGUCACCAUCUCCUAACAUUGUGUUUUUUGUUAUUUUGUUAAAUUGUGGUUUGCUUCCAACUUAAACAUUAGACAAUAAAUGAUUACUGACGCUUU
Cololabis saira (Pacific saury) is the source of this 2322-nucleotide messenger RNA. RefSeq names its product calpain-2 catalytic subunit-like. The record is from RefSeq and is a predicted model, not a curated record. The coding region runs from base 87 to 2186 and encodes 699 amino acids. Gene Ontology annotation, cellular component: cytoplasm. Lineage: Eukaryota; Metazoa; Chordata; Actinopteri; Beloniformes; Belonidae. Gene Ontology annotation, molecular function: calcium ion binding; calcium-dependent cysteine-type endopeptidase activity. Gene Ontology annotation, biological process: proteolysis. The transcript has 21 exons.